Molecule: messenger RNA, 1647 nt
Organism: Mangifera indica (mango)
Lineage: Eukaryota; Viridiplantae; Streptophyta; Magnoliopsida; Sapindales; Anacardiaceae
Product: mannose-6-phosphate isomerase 1-like
Exons: 5
Coding region: 252-1544 (430 amino acids)
Biological process (GO): GDP-mannose biosynthetic process; carbohydrate metabolic process
Cellular component (GO): cytosol
Molecular function (GO): zinc ion binding; mannose-6-phosphate isomerase activity
Source: RefSeq, a predicted model, not a curated record
ACUGUACAGUGAGACAGAGCGAGCCCGCCGUAUCGAAUCAAUCGUUUAUUGAAUUCAAUUCCAUUCCAUAUCCAACUUUCUGUUUCUAUCUCUUUCCCUCUCUCUCUCUCGUUGCACCUUCCAUUUCUAUAAAAACCAGCAAUGUCACCCGCAGCCCUUUAUUGUGAUUAUUAUUAUCAUUCACACACAUCUUCACAGCGAAGCCACCCAUUUACUCAACGCUCUGUUUUGUUCGGCUUUUACUCUAGGCCAUGGACUCCAAUUUCAACUCCAAGCCACUUCUUAGGCUCACCUGUUCGGUUCAGAACUACGAUUGGGGCCGACCUGGCCGUGACUCGCUCGUUGCCAGGCUGUAUGGGUUGAAUUCUGGCGGAGAAGUUGAGUUGGACAGGUGUUAUGCCGAGUUCUGGAUGGGAACUCACAAGUCGGGUCCCUCCUUUGUGGUCAAAAGUGGGUUGGAGAACGGGAAUGAGAAUGGGGAUGAGAGUGGUAGUUUAAAAUCUUGGAUUUUAAAGAAUCCUAAUGUGCUUGGUGAUAAGGUUUUGCUCAACUGGGGUUGUCAUCUACCAUUCUUAUUCAAGGUGCUUUCAGUUGCAAAACCAUUAUCAAUACAGGCUCAUCCAGAUAAGGAAUUGGCACAGGCAUUGCACAAGUUGAUGCCACAUGUUUACAAGGAUGACAAUCACAAGCCUGAAAUGGCUUUGGCAAUAACAGAGUUUGAGGCCCUUUGUAGUUUCAUUAGUCUUCAGGGGAUCAAGAGUGUGGUGCAAAAUGUUCCAGAGAUUGUGGAAUUGGUUGACAGGGGAGCUGCAAGCCAAGUUUUACAUAUCAAUGAGCAGGAUGGGGAGGAGAAUUUUAAAUAUGUUAUGCAUUCAGUUUUCACCCAGCUCAUGACAGCUACCAAAGAAAGGACAGCAAAAGCAAUAUCUAAUCUUAAAAUUCGCCUGCAUGAGGAAAGUAAGGUGAGAUCCUUGACUGAGAAGGAGCAGCUGGUAUUGCGGUUGGAGAAGCAAUAUCCAGGUGAUAUUGGUGUCCUAUCAGCCUUCUUUUUUAACUAUGUAAAGCUUAAGCCUGGGGAAGCACUUUAUCUUGGGGCAAAUGAACCCCAUGCAUAUAUUUCCGGUGAAUGUGUUGAGUGCAUGGCGUCUUCAGAUAAUGUUAUCCGGGCUGGUCUUACUCCUAAGGACCGAGACAUUCAAGUUCUUUGUUCCAUGCUCACAUACAAACUGGGCUCCCCUGAAAUCCUGAAAGGAUUUCCUUUGAGUCCCUACAUAACAAGAUACCUCCCACCUUUUGAUGAAUUCGAGGUCGACUGCUGCAUUCUUCCCCGGGGUGCUUCAGCAAUAUUUCCAGCAGUCUCAGGUCCUUCAAUUUUUUUGGUGACAAUUGGUAAGGGAACAAUGCAUACGACAUCACAAAUUGAUGCAGUGACAGAAGGAAAUGUAUUGUUUGCUCCUGCAAACACACAGAUAAGUAUAACAGCUUCAUCAGAAUUGCAGCUGUAUAGGGCUGGGGUGAACAGCAGGUUCCUCCAAACCGUAUGAGUAUAGAAUGGUAGCUUAUUCAAAAGUAAUAUUAGUCAGUGAGAUAAAGUCUUAGGAUUAAGAUUUGUACCUCAUUACAAAGUAAUGCAAGCUGGUUGUCCAA